UUGACGGAGCUGCCUCACAGAGGGAAGAGGGCAAUCCCUGCUUUUAUUUUUCUUUGCAGACGACCACAGUUGAGCACAAAAACAAACUUGAACCAGACGAGCUGUGGGUCAACACUUGCGCUUAAGUGCGCGUCUGAAGCGGAGGAACUGAGGACGAUUAACCGAAGAGACUUUCUUUUUUUUUUUUUUUUUUAAUUUUUCCGUUGUUGAAAAAAAGGGAAGGGCUCUGCCAAGAAAAGAAAAAAAAAACAUUUGGAAAUUAAAUUAUGCGUCAGCAAGUGCGCACUUUACGCACAGGUUGCACCGUGAAACUUUGAGAUGUUGGCUCACCUCGCCGUUAUUCUAUUUCGUGUGUUAGGUUUGAUUUCCUUUGUUGGUGCCAGCCCUUCAGGACUCAAUGUUACCAUGUGCCGGGGCUCAAAACUUUAAAGCGCAGCCAGAACCUUGAGGAGGUAAGCCUGAGACGGCCAUGGGGGCCAAACAGAGCAGCCCGGUUUUUGAUGGCAGAACUCGGGCUUAUUCUAGCUCCGAUCUCCCAUCUGGAAACCCCAGCGGCGGAGAAAGGAUCGCGGGGUUCAGGUACACUAAUGGACCCGAAGGCCCCCGGAUCCGGUACACGGGUGGAGGGCCAACCAGCUCUGGGCUCAGUAUACCGGCCGGCGGCAGGUCAGGGUCGCACGCGAACAAUCAGAGUCUCGACGGCACGGAUGGUGACGAUGAGGGCCAGCUGCCUCCUGAGGGCCACAGGCUGCUUAUAGGGUCGUUACCGGCUCACCUGUCCCCUCACAUGCUGGGAGGCUUCCACUGCCCUGUCUGCUCCAAGUUUAUGGCGUCGGAUGAAAUAGAGAAGCACCUGCUCAUGUGUUUCAGCAAAACGCGCCUCACCUACAACAAGGACAUCCUGUCCAGAGACUCUGGGGAAUGUGCCAUCUGUUUAGAAGAGCUGGAGCAGGGAGACACCAUUGCCCGACUGCCGUGCCUCUGUAUCUACCAUAAAGGCUGUAUAGAUGAGUGGUUUGAGGUGAAUCGCUCGUGUCCGGAGCAUCCUGCCGAGUAGGAGCUGCAAGAGUACAGUUUCAAUCCACUGUACAUCACUGUGGUCCACUGCCUGCCCUAAACUGAUCCCAGCACUGUCUGUUCCAGCCAAGCAUCAGCGUUCCUCAGGGUUUGCGAGACAUUAUUGUGUGCAGGAUUUUUCAUAUUGCCUCACGGAAUGGCGAGGGGCUUUGGAUAUGUGUCUCUAGAUGUCGUGGGAUCUUCAAAGAACCACUGGUGGAGUCAUUUUGUCUCCAGAAAAUAUGUGAAUGUUCCUCCUUAUGCCACCUGCUGGCCUAAAGAGGGUUCAUGCAACACAGGAUCUGAACUGAGCUGUUUUGCUGAACAGGGUGUGGUUUUAUAGCAGAGGACUGUGCAACCAACAUGGUGGAAGAGUGUCUUUUCAGCAGAGAUUUAGGUUGAUACCUGCUGAAAGACUUGAUUAGAAGGCUGAAGGCUGAUGUUGUGAAUGUGAAAAACAGCCAUACAGUAUAAAAAAAUGCCAAUAUCAGCUUUAAGGGAUGAUUACAGUGUUGAUGGUAGUUAGAUCUUAAUUUUAUUGCAAAAAUUGGCUAUUACUAUUGUUUGUUAAACAAUCAUGUUUCUUAGGCCAAAUAGUCUAACAUGAAAUAGUCAGACUUUGUUAAUCAUUUGGCCAUUCAGCACCACGGUAAUGUGAUUGUGUAGUUAAGUGGUGGAAUUAAGGAUAGGUUAAGACAUAUCUAAUGAUGAUUCAUACUCUCUAAAGAGUGCCAUAAUAUGCUGCUAUGUCAUAGACUGGAAAGUUUUCCUAUAACCUUUAGAUCUUUGUUCAUUGUACUUUGUGUUUGUACUGUAAUGAAUUGCACAAAAAUAAAUGUUUUGUCUUUAUGUCUCUUUCCA
Messenger RNA from Xiphias gladius (swordfish), 1917 nucleotides. RefSeq names its product E3 ubiquitin-protein ligase ZNRF2-like. Bases 470 to 1057 code for a protein of 195 amino acids. The record is from RefSeq and is a predicted model, not a curated record. The transcript is spliced from 4 exons. NCBI's taxonomy places the organism in Eukaryota, Metazoa, Chordata, Actinopteri, Istiophoriformes, Xiphiidae.